AUGAGUAGCGACUUGGAAGACGAUGUGGAGCUGAAUGACGAGCCUGAGGUGGAGCUUGGUUUUGUAUGUGAUACACCACCUUUAAUAAAUAAAAAACCACUACAUUCGGAGCCAGAUUGGACCAAGUGGGAUGGAGGACAAAUUGGUGGACGUCCUAGUUGGUUGUGUCCAUCGACUCUAGGUCUUCCAUCCUCGACGCAGCUACAGUGCAUUGAAUGCAAUGAAUCAUUGUCUUUCUUAUUGCAAAUUUAUUGUCCAUUGGAUGAAAUAAUUGAUGCGUUUCACCGGAGCCUGUACGUCUUUGUAUGUCGCUCUCCUGGUUGCAGUCGUCAAGGCGACGGAAAAGCUUUUCGUCUGCAAUUGCCCAAGGACAAUGUCUUUUAUGCGGGUGAAAGUGGUGCAAAAGAGAUGAAGGCAAUUGGUAACAAAGCAGAACUAUGUGUGCUUUGUGGAGCACGUGCAACAUUUAGAUGUAGUGCAUGUCACAUGGCGCAAUACUGCAGUAAAAGCCACCAGAAGGACCAUUGGACAGCUGGAGGACACAAACAAUCGUGUGCACAAUGCUUAGAGACGCACUCGUUGGUGGAGUCGGAUGAAGCGCGGCAAAAGAUGAUGACGAAAGGGUCCAAGUGGGUCUUUGCUAGACACGAUUUGGAGAUUGAUAAUGAACCAGACAGCAGAGAGGCUGCAAACGAAUACGAAGCUAGGAUGAUAUCGGAGUAUGAGAAGACUAAGGGCCAGGAAGAAGACAACACGGAUCUGGAUGUGACUCAGCAAGAGCUAAAUGAGGCACUGGGCCAUACCAAGGACCAAGACGAGCAGUACGUGCGCUUUCUUACGCGCGUGGCGAUCGCCAAGAAUCAGGUGCUACGUUACUGUUGCUGGGAGAACGAGGCCGUGCUAUGGGUGCACUCGGAGGGUACGCACAGCGGCGAUGUGCCGCCGUGCGAACGGUGCGGUAGUGAGCGUAAGUUUGAGUUCCAGGUCUUACCGCAGUUAUUGAAUUACCUGGGUGUGGACUUGCAAGGUACACUCGGAGACAUUGCAUCACGCACUUGUGAGUGGGGAACACUUGUAGUCUACACGUGUGCAAAGAGCUGUCCACUUGAGACUCAAUGUGCCCAGGAAUUCUUACAUUACCAAUCUGCUUAUACCGGCACCACAUAG
Messenger RNA from Peronospora belbahrii, 1167 nucleotides. The record is from the annotation of a GenBank genome assembly. Lineage: Eukaryota; Oomycota; Peronosporomycetes; Peronosporales; Peronosporaceae.